AUGACUGAAUUACUUGAUUUACCUGAUGAAAUGAUCUUAGCUAUUUUCAAUAAAGUGAAACCUCAAGUUUUAUUGCUUUGUUCUAUAAUUGAUAUUGGAAAUAAUCGUUUAGAACAACUUGCACUAUCAAAAUGUCAUUCAAUCGAUUUAACUUUUAAUUAUUGGCAUUCACCAUAUCGAUCACUUGUCGAACGAUUUUACUUCUAUGUUUUGCCAUGUAUUUCCAAUAAUAUUCAAUCUCUUUCACUCAAUUUGAUACAUUUAUUACAUUUUGAUACAAUUCUCAGAUGCCACAGUGAUGAAAUCAUAUUUAGUUUAACACAUUUGAAAAUAAUCUUAUGUCGUUUCCAUCGCAAGUCAGGAGAACGGUUCGAAAUAGGUUCUUAUUAUGACAGUUCGGUGCGCCAUUUGCCUCUUUUCUCAUUCGUUCCAGAAUUUUUGGAUCUCAACGACGAAUUUUUUAGUCGUGUGUCGAGAUUCAUCAAUUGUUCAUCACUUAUGCGUACGAUUGUCUCACUCGAGUUGGAUGAUAACUGCGUUUUUCGAAUGUUUCCUAAUGAAGAAGGACUAUUAUUUUCUGAAUCUCCUCACCUUACUCACAUUCGUAUUGCACUUAAUCGAUUCGAAGAUUGUGUUCGGCUACUCAGUCAAUUAGGGAAACAAUUGCACUCAUUGUUUGUGACGGUAGCACAUGUUUCUCGAAACGAUGACCACACUAUAUCUGAUAUAACAUCGAUAUUCUGUCCAAAUUUAAAACAAUUGACAAUAAUAUGUUAUCGCAAUAUUCUACAUUAUGACCGAUUUAUUCUACUUUUUCCUCGUUUAUCAACUGUUGAAAAUUUGACAUUAUUAUUGGCUGUUGGUGCAAGUAGAUCUGGAUUGGAUCAUUUUAUUGAUGGAUUUGAUUUACAACGAAAUGUUAUUUCACAUAUGCCUCAUCUAUGUCAAUUUAAUUUUCAUAUUCGUUCAAUAUUACAAGAUGCUCCUCAAAUAGACAUUGAUAUACUUCGGCAAAGUUUUCUCGAACAAUGCGUACAACAAUUCGUUGAUUGUACACUCGAUUAUUUUAAUAAUCAUUAUGGACAAUGUCAAGUCUUUUCACUCCCAUUUAUUGAUACUCGUCUGGAUUUUAUCUCCAAUCGAUUUCCUCUCUUCGAAGUUAAAAACACAUUCUCAAAUGUCAUUACAUUAUUACUCUUCGAUGAUAUUAAACCUUUCGAACAUAAUUUUUUUGAACGCGUAGCUCAAGCUCUUCCUCGUCUUAAAACGUUAGACUUAUUUAAUCAACUUGAACAAGAAGAAACGAAGAAUACUACAACAAAAUUAAUUGUAUUUCCUCAUUUAGUUGCACUUAUUUUACACGAUAUACAUGUGGACUAUGCUGAACAACUUCUCUGUCGAAGUCAUCUUCCACAUCUGAUCGAACUCGUUAUUCGUAAUGAUGCACUAUUACUUAUCAUCGCUAACAAUGAUCAACAAGCAAAAGAUAAUUGUGCAAAAGUUGAAAAACUUCGUAUUGUUGAACCAUGGAUCGAGCCAACAAGUGCUCAGUUGAACUUUUUCCCGUCAGUUUAG
This is a messenger RNA of Rotaria sp. Silwood2, 1575 nucleotides long. The record is from the annotation of a GenBank genome assembly. NCBI's taxonomy places the organism in Eukaryota, Metazoa, Rotifera, Eurotatoria, Philodinida, Philodinidae.